Messenger RNA from Anopheles gambiae (African malaria mosquito), 924 nucleotides. RefSeq names its product trypsin beta. Gene Ontology annotation, biological process: proteolysis. The transcript is spliced from 4 exons. Bases 30 to 866 code for a protein of 278 amino acids. The record is from RefSeq and is a predicted model, not a curated record. Gene Ontology annotation, molecular function: serine-type endopeptidase activity. NCBI's taxonomy places the organism in Eukaryota, Metazoa, Arthropoda, Insecta, Diptera, Culicidae.
GCAUUGCCGUAGUCGAAUAGGACAGCAAGAUGAAACAAGUGAUCAGUCUAGUGCUAUUCGGAUUGUUCUGCGGCAGCGCAGUGCUGACUGACGCUAGCGAUCAGAACAAACCGGAUGGAGCGUCCCAAUCUGGCCGCAUUGUAAAUGGAAAAGCAGUGAGCAUUGUUAAAUAUAAGUAUGCCUUGAGCUUGCGAGUUAACGGUGUUUUCGAUUGCGGAGCUACCAUCAUUACUAAUUCGCAUUCGUUGACUGCUGCGCAUUGUGUGUAUAAGUAUCCGUCCGAUCCAUCACGCGUAACUUUGUAUGGAGGAAGCACAUCCACUUCUUCUGGUGGAAUUGAAGUCCCCGUGGUCAGUAUAGCUCUUCAUCCUAAUUAUAAUCGUAAGGCGUUUCCCGCUGCAUCGGAUUGUGAUGUAGCUGUCCUUACUGUUCCUGUGAAUUCCUUCAGCGGAAGGCCAAACAUGGCCCCAUUAGCGCUGCAAACCAAUGAGCUGCCGGUCGGUACUGAGUGCUUCGUGAUUGGAUGGGGACGCACAGGUAAUAAUCAACCAGCGUCUGUAAAUCAAUUGCGCUACGCCAACAUGAAUAUUGUGUCACAGAGCACUUGUGCUACAAUGUGGGCUGAAUAUCGCAAGUUGUGCGGGACAUGCAAGCAAUCUAUUACCUCGAACAUGAUUUGUGCCAAAUACAACAAUGGUGUAGACACGUGCGGUGGAGACAGCGGCGGUGCGUUGGUGUGCGGAAGUGGAUUGGCGGGAGUUGUGUCGUUUAGUCAUCCUAACUGUACUAGCGCAUGGCCAGCAGGAUUUGCUAAAAUUACUGCACCAAGUAUUCGUAGCUUUAUUCGCCAAUACGCUGAAAUCUAGAUUAUAGAAUUGUUGUAUAGCAGUAAUAAACAGAUGUGUAGUCCUUUAUUGCGUGAAA